Trichomycterus rosablanca is the source of this 2968-nucleotide messenger RNA. It is a transcript of the gene mcm6, whose product is annotated as minichromosome maintenance complex component 6. Gene Ontology annotation, biological process: double-strand break repair via break-induced replication; mitotic DNA replication; DNA replication initiation. Gene Ontology annotation, molecular function: single-stranded 3'-5' DNA helicase activity; single-stranded DNA binding; ATP binding. Gene Ontology annotation, cellular component: nucleus; MCM complex. The coding region runs from base 72 to 2558 and encodes 828 amino acids. The record is from RefSeq and is a predicted model, not a curated record. Lineage: Eukaryota; Metazoa; Chordata; Actinopteri; Siluriformes; Trichomycteridae. The transcript has 17 exons.
CGGUGCGGCUGUAAAGUGAAGGAAGAGAAGUUCGUGUUUGGUUAUAACUUUGUAAUAACAGAUUAGUGAAUAUGGACGUUGGGGAACCUACGAUGGAAAAUGCUGGUCAAAUGGUGAAGGAUGAACUAGCCGAGAAGUGUCAGAAGUUAUUCCAGGCAUUUCUGGAAGAGUUCCACAAUAGUGAUGGUGAGCUGAAGUAUUUGCGAGAUGCAGAAGAACUGAUUCGACCAGAGCGUAACACACUGCUGGUGAGCUUUACUGACUUGGAGGGGUUUAACCAAGAACUGGCAACUACCAUUCAGGAGGAGUUCUACAGAAUCUAUCCAUAUCUGUGUCGAGCUGUCCGCAACUUUGCCAAGGAUCAUGGGAAUGUUCCAGUAGCCAAGGAAUUUUACGUGGCCAUUCAGGACCUGCCAACCAGGCACAAGAUCCGAGAGCUCACCACGCUGCGCAUCGGCUCUCUGGUACGUAUCAGUGGUCAGGUGGUACGCACCCACCCAGUGCACCCAGAGCUGGUGAGUGGAACCUUCCUGUGUCUUGACUGCCAGAGUCUCAUCAAAGAUGUGGAGCAGCAGUUUAAAUACACACAGCCGAGCAUCUGUCGUAAUCCAGUGUGCAACAAUCGCCGCCGCUUCCUGCUAGACACCAACAAGUCCAAGUUCAUCGACUUCCAGAAGGUGCGGAUUCAGGAGACACAGGCCGAGUUGCCACGUGGUUCCAUUCCCCGGAGUAUGGAGAUAAUCCUGCGGGCGGAGGCAGUGGAGUCAGCACAGGCUGGUGAUAAGUGUGACUUCAUUGGCUGCCUUAUUGUUGUGCCUGACGUAUCCCAGCUUGCAACACCAGGUGUUCGUGCAGAGACCAGUUCUCGUACAGCCGGAGCUCAGGGCUAUGAGAAUGAGGGUCUACGCGGCCUCAAAGCUCUCGGAGUUCGGGAGCUCUCUUACAAACUGGCUUUCCUGGCCUGUCAUGUGGCACCCACCAAUCCCAGGUUUGGCGGUAAGGAGAUCCGGGAUGAGGAGCAGACCGCCGAGAGCAUUAAGAACCAGAUGUCGGUAAAGGAGUGGGAUAAAGUGUUUGAGAUGAGCCAGGACAAGAACCUGUACCACAAUCUGUGCACCAGCCUCUUCCCCACCAUCCAUGGUAAUGACGAAGUAAAGAGAGGCAUUCUGCUUAUGCUGUUCGGAGGAGUCCCCAAGACCACCAUGGAGGGAACUUCUCUGAGAGGAGACAUCAAUGUGUGUAUUGUGGGAGAUCCCAGCACAGCCAAGAGCCAGUUCCUCAAGCAUGUGGAAGAGUUCAGUCCACGUGCAAUCUACACCAGCGGAAAAGCAUCCAGUGCGGCUGGUCUCACCGCUGCUGUGGUCAGGGAUGAAGAGUCACAUGAGUUUGUCAUCGAGGCCGGAGCGUUGAUGUUGGCCGACAACGGAGUAUGCUGUAUUGAUGAAUUUGACAAAAUGGAAACGAGGGAUCAGGUGGCCAUUCAUGAAGCUAUGGAACAGCAGACCAUUUCCAUCACAAAAGCAGGAGUCAAGGCCACACUGAAUGCUCGUACAUCAAUCUUGGCUGCAGCAAACCCCACCGGAGGCCGCUACGACCGUUCCAGAUCACUGAAGCAGAAUGUAAACCUGACAGCACCCAUCAUGUCUCGCUUUGACCUCUUCUUCAUUCUGGUUGACGACUGCAAUGAGGUGACUGACUAUGCCAUAGCUAGACGUAUAGUUGACUUGCACUCAAGGAUUGAGAGCUCCAUCGAUCGUCUGUACACCCUGGAUGAGAUUCGUAGAUACCUUCUGUUCGCCCGUCAGUUCAAACCAAAGAUCUCCAAGGAGUCUGAGGACUUCAUUGUGGAGCAGUAUAAGCGUCUGAGACAGAGAGAUGGAUCUGGCGUCACAAAGUCAGCCUGGAGGAUCACCGUGCGCCAGCUGGAGAGUCUGAUUCGCCUAUCUGAAAGCAUGGCCCGGAUGCACUGUUGUGAUGAGGUACAACCCAAACACGUUAAAGAAGCUUUCAGGCUGCUGAACAAAUCAAUAAUUCGAGUGGAAACACCUGACAUUAACCUGGACCAAGAGGAGGAAGAGGAAGCCAUGGAAGAAGCAGAGGGCAAUCAGAUAAACGGUCGUGACGUACCCAAUGGCCAUGCGGAAGCCCCUGUAAAUGGACAUGAGAAUGGUCACGACCACACUAACGGGGUUAAUGGGGACAGCCACAAAGGGAAGCCGUCACUGAGACUGUCAUUCGCGGAGUACAAGCGCAUCUCCAACCUCAUAGUGCUGCACCUGCGGCAUGCUGAAGAAGAUGAGGAUGAAGCAGCCCUGAAGAAGAGUGCUGUAAUAAACUGGUACCUGAAGGAGAUUGAAUCUGAGAUUGAAUCUGAGCUGGAGCUUAUCAGUAAGAAGGCUAUGAUUGAGAAGGUCAUCCACAGACUGGUGCAUUAUGACUUCAUUCUGAUUGAGCUGUCUCAGUCUGGUCUGAAGGGUACCACUGAGUCCUCUGGAACUGAAGCACAGGAAGAAGAUAUUACACUGGUGGUGAACCCCAAUUACACACUGGAGGACUAAACCUUUAGUAUCUGGGAUAGUUGCAAAAGCAUAGAUGUUGGUUCCAUCCUUUAGCUUUUGAUUUAAAAUGAAAUGUCAUCUUCCAGAAGCUGUGCUGUUUGAACAUCCUGCAUGUGGACAUUAUGGAAGAUUAUAUUUUAAAAAAGGAUUUGUGCAAAACAGUUUUGUAAAUAUGUUUUUAAUUAUGAUUUUCUACUGUCUUUAGGAUAAUAUUGUUAGGGUUUUUUUAAACAAGUUUUAUGUUUUAAUUAUAGUUUUUUAACAGUGUUAAAAAAGCAGGAAUCUGUAUGGAAUCUUAUUGUUCGUAUUUUGUUUAAAAAACAAUUGACUAUGCUCAUGUAAAAAUGUCUUGCACGUCAGAUAUUUGCCACCAAAAACUGUAAAAUAAUAAUAAAAAAAAUCUGUUGUAG